AAAAAAUUAAUAUCUAAAAAUAUUUACAAAUACCAAAACAAUUCAAUAAUAUCAAAACAUUCCAAUAAUAUCUUAUGAUUUGAACACAAUUGUAUAAUUGGCAUUAUCAUUUUGACAAUCAAUUACUAACUUUAUUUUAUUAUGUUCCAAGAUGGCUGCCUCAUUACCACAUCCAAAAAUCGUUAAAAAGCACCAAAAGAAGUUCAAACGUCACCACUCUGAUCGUUACCAUCGUGUCUCUGAAAACUGGAGAAAACAAAAAGGUAUUGAUUCAUGUGUUCGUCGUCGUUUCAGAGGUACCAUUUCUCAACCAAAAAUAGGUUAUGGUUCAAAUAAAAAAACUAGAGGUAUGAUGCCUUCUGGUCACAAAGCUUUCUUAGUUGCUAAUGUCAAAGAUUUAGAUUUAUUAUUAUUGCACACAAAAUCAUAUGCUGCUGAAAUUGCUCACAAUGUUUCUUCCCGUAAUAGAGUUGAUAUUCUCAAACGUGCAAAAGCCUUAGGUUUAAAAGUUACUAAUCCAAAAGGUCGUCUUUCUUUAGAAGCUUAAUUUUAAUACUAAAUAAAUUUUUAAUGAAAUUGAAGGGUCCAUUUAUUUUGGUUUGUUUAUUAUAAAAAAGGCAUGAAUAAUUUUAUUUCACCCUUAUUUCACUCAUUUGUAGAAAUAAAUAUCAAAAUGUGUAAAAUUACAUUUAUUAUAUUAUAUUAUAUUAAAUCCAAAUUGCAUGAUUGUCAUUAGUCUAUUUCAUUACAUAUCCUAUAUAAAA
Messenger RNA from Ascoidea rubescens DSM 1968, 764 nucleotides. It is a transcript of the gene RPL32, whose product is annotated as 60S ribosomal protein eL32. NCBI's taxonomy places the organism in Eukaryota, Fungi, Ascomycota, Saccharomycetes, Ascoideales, Ascoideaceae. The transcript has a single exon. Gene Ontology annotation, biological process: translation. The record is from RefSeq and is a predicted model, not a curated record. Gene Ontology annotation, cellular component: cytosolic large ribosomal subunit; ribosome. Gene Ontology annotation, molecular function: structural constituent of ribosome. Bases 152 to 547 code for a protein of 131 amino acids.